UUUGCCUGCACUCUGUGUGAUGUGUGCACUGCAAAAACUUGAGCGCGAAUUAUAAUCGAAAGCAAGAGAAAAGACAAGUGAAGCAUACAAAAAAAGUCGAAAGAAACACAAAAGUACCGGCAAACGAAAGAAAAAAGCACUUUCUAUAUCGAUCUAUAUAUAACGUAUAGAACAUUGCGUGCCGAAAUUGCAAUAAAUCAAAUUGUGUGUACAAUUGUAUUUCAAUUGAGACUAGUUAAAUAGGACUAAAGUGCGAAAACAUGAAAUUGCCACGGUUGUCACAUGUUCAAUCAAUCAGUGGAAAAGUUGAGGCAGCAACAAAGACCAAAGAUACUGGACGGUGGCGUGAUUUAACUGCUUACUGGAUACUCGGACUUUGCAAUAACUAUGGAUAUGUGGUAAUGCUUAGCGCAGCGCACGACAUCAUUGCAAAUCCAGGAAAUUCGGCCGAAAAGCAUGUGGAAGAAAAACCAGAAAAUGAAAGAUAUUGUCACAUCAUCAGCACUGGUGCUAUUUUGUUGGCUGAUAUUUUGCCAUCGUUGUUUAUCAAAUCAGUGUGCCCGUUCUUGCCGUUCUACAUAAACGUUCGAAUAUUCCUGGCAUGUUUUAUGCAAUGCGCUGGAUUUUUGCUGGUAGCUUAUGCCGAUUCAUAUUUCAUGUCUGUCUCUGGCGUUGUAUUAACAUCGCUCAGUUCUGGUCUUGGCGAAGCAUCACUUUUGUCAUAUUCGUCAAAGUUCCAUAAAAAUGUGAUAUCGACGUGGUCCAGUGGCACAGGCGGUGCAGGUAUCUUUGGAAGCUUUUCAUAUGCAGCUUUAAUUUCGAUGGGUGUGACUCCAGUCAAUACAAUAUUAAUAAUGCUCAGUGUGCCUUUGAUUGAGGGUGCAGCUUUUUGGUUUUUAUUGCGUGAUCCACGUUCGAUUCCAAAACGAGAUUCGGAAACUGAGUUCAGUGCGGCAGUCGAUGACCAAGAGACCGGCGUUGAAAAUAAGAAAGAAACACUUUCGCUCGGCGACAAGAUCCGCUACUUACCUUCAUUGUUAAAGUAUAUGAUUCCAAUUUCGCUGGUAUAUUUAUUCGAAUAUUUCAUCAAUCAAGGAUUGUUUGAAUUGGUUUACUUCAAAAAUAUUUGGCUUGACCAACCAGCACAAUACCGUUGGCUUCAAGUUGAUUAUCAAAUCGGUGUUUUCGUAUCGCGAAGUUCAGUGAAUCUCGUUACAAUCAAUAAAAUUUGGCUAAUGUCAGUCUUUCAAUUCAUAAACGUCGCAAUUUUCUUGCUUGAAGUGAUAAUAUUCUUUUCACCGUCAAUUUGGCUCGUCUUUGGAAUUGUAUUCUGGGAAGGUUUGCUCGGUGGCGGGGCUUAUGUCAAUACAUUCUAUCGGAUGUCGAAAGAAGUGCCAGAAGAUAAGCGUAAUUUUGCAUUGGGCGUAACAAGUUUGGCCGAUGCCAUUGGAAUUGCGCUUGCCGGCGUUUUCGCAAUACCGGUGCACAAUGAAUUGUGCCGAUUGCCAAUGCCAUCCAGAGGAUAAAUCAAAUUAAUAUAUUGUUUUGAAUGUACAUAAAUAGCGUUUUUCCCCUGUUUUUUUAUCAUACAAGUGGAUCGUAAUGUAGCCAUAAGUUUUAUUAGAAAAUAUUUGUUCUAUACGUAUAUGUAGAGUGUAGACAAAACAAGACUUUAUUUCUUUUUUCCAUUCUAUAUUCGAAUGUGUAUUUAAUGUAAUGAAUGAUCGAAUUUAAUCGCUCAGUAGUUUUAGUCGCGAGAGUAUUUUUUAAUAAGUCAAAUGACUAUUGUCGAGUAAUUAUAAAUAGACCUGAUAAAAAAGACGCACAUUCUUAUCAAUAAUUCAAUUGAAACGAGUUUUCUUUUUAAUUCAAAUACGUAUUACGAAUGCAAUACUUCCAUCCUGAGCACACUUUGUACCGUUUAAAUAAAAUCAAAACUAUAUAUAUCUCGAUGACAGUAUGAAAAAUUGCAUUCGAUUCAUUCGAACACCACACAGUAGUACAUUAAGUGUUAUUUUUGUUUCAUGAUAAUAAAUUUAUUUGAAGUAA
Messenger RNA from Contarinia nasturtii (swede midge), 2049 nucleotides. It is a transcript of the gene Cln3, whose product is annotated as battenin. The coding region runs from base 261 to 1526 and encodes 421 amino acids. Gene Ontology annotation, cellular component: membrane; lysosome. The transcript has 8 exons. Gene Ontology annotation, biological process: lysosome organization; regulation of intracellular pH. The record is from RefSeq and is a predicted model, not a curated record. NCBI's taxonomy places the organism in Eukaryota, Metazoa, Arthropoda, Insecta, Diptera, Cecidomyiidae.